Erinaceus europaeus (western European hedgehog) is the source of this 917-nucleotide messenger RNA. RefSeq lists its product as uncharacterized. Bases 111 to 899 code for a protein of 262 amino acids. Lineage: Eukaryota; Metazoa; Chordata; Mammalia; Eulipotyphla; Erinaceidae. The record is from RefSeq and is a predicted model, not a curated record. The transcript has 5 exons.
GAGAAGCAUCCCCAUGAAUCCUGGGGUUUUAUAUAAAGGCAAAGGCUAAGAAAUAGGACGCAAAGGGUACAAUCUUAUCAAUAUUGUUGAAUUUGAACACCAUCCUCAUAAUGUCUCAUUUCACAAAUUGGAAUCACUCCCAACUAAGCAAAAGCUUGAUGCCGUAUGACAACAUGAGAGCUCCCCGUGAGAGGAAGAGGGAAAACAAAAAGCAAGAAGACCUGCCUUCAGGCCAGACCUUGCCUCUUGGUCAAAUGCUGCAGAAGGGGGAAGAUGCACAGGUCGCUGAGGACACGACAAAGAAGUUAGGUGAUGACAAGGCUGCAGAGGAAGGCCUAAAUCCCAGCAAAGCAGAACCACAAAAGGACGGGAAGCUGCCACUCUCCCUGGGGCUUGUCUGCCCUCCACUAUUCUCCAACACGAGCGCCUCCAAAACCGUGGGACGAAGUUUGCAAUUAUCUCCUCCGCUAACAAAGAGCUUCCGACUGCAUGACGUACGUGUGGUCAGCCUGCCCCGACAGGGCCCUUUUCGGCAAUUCAUGGACAUGAAAGCAGAGAAGAGACUGGCGGGCAGGAAGGAGCGCCGCAGCCGCUUUGGAGACGCCGAGGUGCACAAGCGCUAUCAGUUUGGGGAGAUCUUCACCCCUUUCCAGGCCCUGGCCACCACGGAGAUGAGAAGAUUAGUGCCCCCCCGAGACCUGCCCAUGAGCUCACAUUUGCAGAGAAUGGGAAUUCCGUGCAGCACCGAAGGGGACCUCCAGGAUCUAUCCUUAUUAUCCACAGAGCUGAGCUUGGCAAAGGAAGACAGCAACCAUGAAAAAGGAAGACCUGCCGGCCACGUUAAAACACCUUUAUUCCCCCCAAUAGUUAAAGCAACAAAAUCCAAUGACACAAAGUAAUAAAAAUUGUGAAAGUUC